Molecule: messenger RNA, 730 nt
Organism: Lycium barbarum (goji berry)
Lineage: Eukaryota; Viridiplantae; Streptophyta; Magnoliopsida; Solanales; Solanaceae
Product: protein HIGH ARSENIC CONTENT 1, mitochondrial-like
Exons: 6
Coding region: 139-546 (135 amino acids)
Molecular function (GO): catalytic activity
Source: RefSeq, a predicted model, not a curated record
GUGCAAUUAUCCCUUAUUAUUAUCACAACAAGAAGAAGGUCAACGCUCAAACAUACAAUGAGCUACUAUAAAACCAAGAAAACUAGUACUGGCCAAACUAAGUUCGAAGAGAUCUACUUCAAUUCCUACUAGUGGAGAAUGGAUUCGACAAAAAGCAGUGAGGAUGUUUCACACGUUGAUGUGAUUAGUGCAAAGGAUCUGCUCUCCUCAGGUCACAGUUACUUAGAUGUGAGGACAGUUGAAGAGUAUAACAGAGGACAUAUAGAUAAAGCUAUUAAUAUUCCAUACAUGUUCCUCACUGAUGAAGGAAGGGUAAAAAACCCAGAUUUUCUUGACCAGGUCUCUUCAGUGUGCCAAAAGGAGGAUCAUCUUAUUGUGGGGUGCAACAGUGGAGGAAGAGGACUUCGAGCAUGUGUCGAUCUUCUUAAUGCGGGAUACAAGGAUGUAAGGAACUUGGAAGGAGGGUACUCAGCGUGGGUGGAUAAUGAGUUUAAAGGAGAUAAAUCUGCUGAACAAUUCAAAACUGCCUGCAAAUUUCGUCCAUGAGCCAACAAUUGGAUUGCUUGAAUCUUCACAAGAAUUAUUUUCUAUGCUUUAAGUCAUUUCAUGGGAUGUAAUGAAAAACAAUGGCAUUUCAAAUAAGCAUGUAAAAUUUAUGUUACAUUUUGAUUUGAAGUUGUUGUGUGUGUGCAGAGGAUUUUCUUGUUAAUGCUGUUUAUUUGAGUAUAAA